Messenger RNA from Zingiber officinale, 714 nucleotides. RefSeq names its product probable E3 ubiquitin-protein ligase ATL44. The record is from RefSeq and is a predicted model, not a curated record. Lineage: Eukaryota; Viridiplantae; Streptophyta; Magnoliopsida; Zingiberales; Zingiberaceae. The transcript has a single exon. The coding region runs from base 45 to 590 and encodes 181 amino acids.
GUGAGCUCACUCCACAGGCGCACGCCCUUCUCUUCGCUACGCCAAUGCCCCGGGCGGCGAGAAUCCUGCAGGCGAACUCCGAUGUGCUACCGGCGACCCAGCCAUCGGAUCCGUUCGCAGUAGACUCCGACGUGGUGGUGAUCCUCGCGGCGCUUCUCUGCGCGCUGAUCUGCGUUGUCGGGCUCGCGCUCGUGGCCCGUUGCUCCUGGCUCCGCCGGGGAGCCUCCGCCGCGCCGCCGUGCAAGGGGCUCAAGAAGAAGGCGCUCGGGGAUCUUCCCAAGGUCGCUUACGCCGCCUCGGCGGACGCGAAGCCCGCCGAGUGCCCAAUUUGCCUCGCGGAGUUCGUGGGUGGCGACGAGAUCCGCAUCUUGCCACAGUGCGGACACGGAUUCCACGUCGGGUGCGUCGACACCUGGCUCAUGUCCCGUUCCAGCUGCCCCUUCUGCCGCCGGGUCCUCGUCGUCGCGGCCCCCGCUGCCCAGCCGUCGCCGCGGCACGGAGCGAGCUCCGAGAAUUCAUGCGCUUCCACCUCCGCCGCCUCUGCGACGGAGGCUACAGAGGACGGCAGCGCCGGUACGUUCCUCCCCUAGCUUUUACCUUUUCAUUAAAAAUACCUGUAAAAUUCAUCUCUCUGGUUAGGGUUUGUUCUUGUAAUGGAUUACAAGGCCAUUGUUCUGUAAAUUGGUGCCUUUGUAUUGUUCAAUACCGCAAAAA